AUGUUGUUUGAAAAACAAUUGCUAAAACGUAAAAAAGAAGUAUUUGAACUAAGGCAGGUUGCUUCUUCUAUCAUUAAUGUUUUGAAACUGAUAGGAAAACAAGGUCUCGCAAUAAGGGGACAAGUUGAAAGUGCCUACAGUUUUGACGAUCCUUCAGUAAAUCAUGGAAACUUUUUAGAAAUAAUAUUUCUAUUAUGUAAUUAUGAUAAAAAUUUAGAAGCGCACAUAAACAAAGCUAUGGAGAUAAGUAAAACAGCUCUAGAAGCUCAUAAAGCAAGUUCUGAGAAACAACGAUAUAGAGGAAGAGGUAGUCAAUUAGCAUUAUUGAGCAAAACAACUAUAAAUAAAUUUAUAAACAUUAUAAAAGAAUUAAUUCAAAAGGAUAUAGUUGAGGAAAUAAAACAGGCCAUCUAUUAUUCAGUACAAAUGGAUUCAACAACAGACGUUUCAGGUUUUGAUCAAUGUAUAAUAACCUUAAGGUAUGUAAAUAGAACAGAAGUAAAAGAAAGGAUAAUUAGUUUGAAACGUGUUCAUUCUGCUACGGGAGAAAAUCUGUUCAAAACUAUUCUCGAAACUUUCUUGUUUGUAAAUCUUGACGUAAAAAAUUGUAUUGCUGAUUCCUUUGAUGGAGCUGCAAAUAUGUCUGGCGAGUACAACGGAGUUUCAUCAAAAUUUAAGCAAUUACAACCUAAUCACAUCCAUACGUGGUGUGAAGCUCAUACAUUAAAUUUGGUGUUAUCUGACACAGCUGAGUGCGUUACAACAUCUAUAUCGUUCUUUAGUUUACUACAACAAACGCAUGUAUUUAUCAAGGACUCCCAUAAAAGAUUAGAAAUUUAUUUAAAGCAGAAUCCAAAUUUUCGAUUGACUGCCAUUGGCGCAACACGGUGGAGAUCUAAGAGCGAUUCAACCUGUAAAAUAUUUGGCCAUUUUGAUAAAUGGUCAAAAUGGGUCAAAGACGAUAUAUCAAGUUGCAAAUGUGUUUAUUUAGAAUUAAUUAUAUCCCUCUCCAUGAUAGCUAAUUCCCCCGAUUUUAAUUCAAAGGUUCGAAAUGAGGCAAAUAGCCUACUUCAGAAGUUUACUUCAUUUGAAAUUAUUCUGACUGCCAUGAUGUUUCUUUUAAUAUUUAAAACAACAACUCCUUUAUCAAAUUAUUUACAAACAAAAAAUUUAGAUUAUGUACAGGCAUGGCACAUGGUAGCUAGUGCACAAACUAAAUUAGAAGAUAUUAGAAAUAAUUUUCCGACAGUACUAGAUGCUGCACAAAACUUUGCGAAGCAAUGA
This is a messenger RNA of Diabrotica virgifera virgifera (western corn rootworm), 1284 nucleotides long. RefSeq names its product zinc finger MYM-type protein 1-like. NCBI's taxonomy places the organism in Eukaryota, Metazoa, Arthropoda, Insecta, Coleoptera, Chrysomelidae. The record is from RefSeq and is a predicted model, not a curated record. Bases 1 to 1284 code for a protein of 427 amino acids. The transcript has a single exon.